This is a messenger RNA of Aphis gossypii (cotton aphid), 2090 nucleotides long. RefSeq names its product putative GTP-binding protein 6. Gene Ontology annotation, molecular function: GTP binding; ribosome binding. NCBI's taxonomy places the organism in Eukaryota, Metazoa, Arthropoda, Insecta, Hemiptera, Aphididae. The coding region runs from base 588 to 2033 and encodes 481 amino acids. Gene Ontology annotation, cellular component: cytoplasm. The record is from RefSeq and is a predicted model, not a curated record. The transcript has a single exon.
AUUUGAUGAAUGAUGAGUUACUCUAGUAUUAAUAAAUAAUAAAUAUUAUCAUGACUAAACAGUAAACAACUAAAACUUUGUUUAGUCAUGAAUAUUAUGUUAUUUAUUAUGUUUUAGGGACCUCCGACCUAUAGUGAAAAUAAUAUUGAAGGUACGAUCCGCAGACUGCAGAGUGUUGAACUCCGACCUAGACUUCGAAGUGAACAGUCGGUUUUUUUUUUUUCUGAAGUUCAUUCGGAUCUUCGAAAUCUCGCCCUCGACCCGGCGUUCGUUCGCUACGGAUCGUCACCAGUCGUCAAACGGAGUCUUCGCAAUCGGUCGUUGUCGCGUACCAUGAACAGAUCCAGCGCUACCGCACUCAAAGAACACUUCGAAGAGACUCGACCGGGAUUCAGCUCGUACUUGGACUGCUUGACGAGGUCGUACGGCACCGGACUGGGCGCACUGGCGUUCACGUUCGCCGUGGUGCACGUGACGCAGCAGAUCAUCAUCAAGCGGUUCCCGGCGGUUAGCAGGACCCACUUAGCCGUGUCCACGGCGGCAGGAGCGGCGGCUUCGUACGUGGCGGCCAAGGACAAGGUGCGCAAAUGCAGGGACUCGUGGGCCGCUUCGCGCGAACAGUGACGGCCGGUCGACCGGGCCGUUUAGUCAGAUGGUACAGCGGCGUCGGUGGAGGAGGCGGUGACGACGGCGUGGACGACGCCCAGGCCAGAGAGCUGAUCGACAGACAACUGAAACUGGCGCCGGCGGGCGGCCAUCAGGUGCUGGUCGUCCAGCCGUACGUCAAGUGGGGCCCCAAGAAGGACAGGAGCACGACGCCGGAAGUCAAGUUGGACGAGAGCCGAUCGCUGGUGCGCACUCUGAACGAGUGGUCGGUGACGGACACGCUGUGCGUGGGCCUCACGUCCUACCGGAAGCACACGUUUUUCGGUCCCGGAAACGUGGACGCGAUCGCGGAGCGGGUGGCCCGCGACCGACGCAUCACGGCCGUGUUCGUCAGCGUCAACGUGCUGAAACCCAUCCAGCACCAGCACCUGGAACACCGUUUCGGCGUGCCCGUCUACGACCGGUACCUGAUGGUGGUGCAGAUAUUCCGCAGGCACGCCGUCACCAGGGAGGCCAAGCUGCAGGUGGCCCUGGCCGAACUGCCGUACAUCUGGUCGCGGAUACGCGGCGCCCAGGACGGGUACGCGGAGCGGCUGGGCACCGAGGCCGGUCAGAUAGCGCUCAGCGGCAAGCUGGUGUUCGACGACAAGAAGGACUUGCUCAAGGCGUACGAGAAGAAGCUCAAGAAAUCGGUGGACAAGCUGAGGACCCACAGGCAACAUUUGCGGAACAACAGGUCCAACAAGGACUUGCCCGUCGUCGCCGUGGUCGGGUACACCAACGCCGGCAAGACUUCGCUGGUCAGAGCGCUGACGGGCGACGCGGGCCUAGUGCCCAAGGACUGCCUGUUCGCCACGCUGGACGUGACCGUGCACGGUGGCGUGUUACCCUGCAACAUGACCGUGUUGUACGUGGACACCAUAGGUUUCAUAUCCGAUAUACCCACUAGGCUCAUUGAACCGUUUGUCGCCACGCUGGAGGACGCCAUGUUCGCGGACGUCAUUGUCCACGUGCGGGACAUGUCCCACCCCAAUGUCCAGGUGCAAAAGGCCCACGUAGAGGAGACGCUAAAGAGCUUAAGCAUCAACCAGGAUUUGUUGAACAGUGUAAUCGAUGUCGGCAAUAAAGUCGAUCGUCUGGACAAUGUCGAGGACGACGGCAGUUCGGUAAUGAUAUCCUGUACCACUGGAAAGGGUUUAGACGAGCUCAAGAGAAAAAUAGAAAGUCAAAUAAUCAAAGCCACUGGUAGACGAAUGAUGAAAAUUCGCGUACGCACUGGCCGCGAUGAAUACGAAUGGUUAAGGACGCACACGGCUAUUGUCAAUAUCGAUACGGACGGUGAUUAUUCUAUAAUGGAGGUUAUUGUUACCCAAUCUGAUUUAGAUGUGUUUAAAAGUUUGUUUAUACGUAAAAAUAUGAACAAAUAGUCUUAUUGUAGAAAAUGUUUUUUUUUAAAUAAAUGUUAACAAAUUUUAAGUAAAUAA